AGGAAGCAAACGAGGCCCCGACGGGAAGAAAGGGUUUAGUCGAUAGGGGAGAAGCUAAGACCUUGGGAAAGGGGAAACACUGUGAACAUUACAGACGACGAGAAGGUGGAGAUUCGUGGAGAAAGAAUGAGACUCGAUUGAGAAGGAUCGUGAAAUAUUACUCAGUUUCUUGCAAUCCGAGAGAGGGUCGAGAACUGAGGAGUAAGGAUUAUGGCAUAUAGCAGACGAUUGCUGCUCCUUCGAGUGCUGUUGAAUCGGCAGGUCGUGCGAGAGUCUGCACAGAGUGGUGCUCCUUUGCCUGCAUCUGCAGCUCUCCUGCAUACUUUCGGUGGCGUCGGUGCGACAGCUAAAAAGAUCGCCCCUCCCAGGAGUCGUCUGACUUGGAGACGACUCUUGACGGGAACCGUGUUGGGUUCUGUCAUUGCUAGUGGAGCAUAUGUUGGGACCAGGGACGAGGCAACGAUCAGUGGAUGGGCGUUCGAGGGUUCAAAGUUGGCAAAUCCACUUUUCAGAUUGUUUGAUCCUGAAGAUGCCCACCGGCUAGCUAUCUGGGCUGCGUCUCAAGGUCUGGUGCCUAAGGAGAACAGACCUGAUCCAGCUAUCUUAGCAACGGAGGUGUGGGGGCGCAAGUUUUCGAACCCAAUUGGCCUUGCUGCAGGUUUUGACAAGAAUGCGGAGGCAGUAGAGGGGUUGCUCGGGAUAGGAUUUGGUUUUGUUGAGGUGGGCUCUGUCACACCCGUUCCUCAAGAGGGCAAUCCAAAGCCUCGAGUUUUUAGAUUGCACGAACAUGGGGCUAUUAUCAAUCGAUACGGUUUCAAUAGCGAGGGUAUUAUGGCAGUCGCGAAGCGUCUUGGUGCACAACAUGGGAAAAGGAAAUUAGCAGAAACAACCAAACCCGCAACAUCGAUGUAUGCUGACGAAAAACAAUUUGGUGGAAAAGCUGGGCCCGGUAUCUUGGGUGUCAAUCUUGGAAAAAAUAAAACAAGCACUGACGCUUCAUCGGAUUAUGUACAAGGUGUACACACUUUAUCUCAGUACGCAGAUUACCUGGUCAUAAAUAUCUCAUCUCCCAAUACCCCGGGCCUAAGAAAGCUUCAAGGGAGAAAGGAGCUCAAAGAUCUCAUUAAGAAGGUAUUGUCAGCACGAGAUGAUAUGCAGUGGGGAGAGGAGGGCCCACCACCUUUGUUAGUGAAGAUUGCACCCGAUUUGUCAAAGGAGGAUCUUGCUGAUAUAGCGGCGGUUGUCCUCACGCUUAGGGUAGAUGGACUGGUUAUUUCUAACACAACUGUCUCAAGACCGGAGGAAGUUGGUAGUCAUAUUCAUGGCAAGGAAACUGGUGGGCUUAGUGGGAAACCUUUGUUGGCGAUGUCAACAAACGUCUUACGGGACAUGUUCCAGCUAACCAGGGGUAAGGUUCCGUUGAUCGGUGUGGGAGGAGUAAGCAGUGGAGAAGACGCUUACUUGAAGAUUCGCGCUGGUGCAUCUUUGGUUCAACUGUAUUCCGCUUUCGCGUACGAGGGUCCUGCAUUUAUUCCCAGGAUAAAGGCUGAGUUGGCGGCAUGUCUUGAGGCCGAUGGCUACAAGUCGGUUUCAGAGGCCGUAGGGGCAGAUUUCCGAUAGCUAGAAAGGGAUGUAGAUCAGCAGAUAAAUUGAAAGAGAGUGCACGGAAAUAUCAUUGUCUAUUGUGAGGGUUGGCUGGUCACUUGGGCAUGUUCUGCUUCAAAACGAUACGAAGAGUGGUUAAGAAGCAGGGAAAAAACGCUUCAAGUUGGACAAGCUCUUCUUGUACUGACAUUGUUGAAAUUCUACGGGUUCUCGAGCUGCUUGGAGUUUCACGAGGAGCACUAAAUAUGCAGCACUGGUGCAGUAACUAUGAGCUGCACCAGCCAAUUUUGCAAUUUGCAUGGGCAGAGACGGCAAGAUGCCCCUUGAACUUUUGGGAAUACUCUCCAUCAAAGGAAGGAAUUUUGUGAAUUGGUGGACUACAAGGGAAGGGUAGUAAGAGGGCAGGAGUAGUUCCAGUUUUUAUGAAAGAAAAACUCUGCAUUUAUUUCUCUCAUUACCACUAAGCCACUCUUUAUUAAGAUGUUUACUCAUGGUGGACAAUCCUCCAUCGGUUGUCAUCUUUUAACCGCUUGAUUUUACGUAGUGGUGCUAUUUUAUUUUGGAACUAUGUAGAAGUUUUGGCGUCGAGAAAUCAAUUAAGUUUACACUAAAGACUAACACGAUUACGAUACUUACUGUGGAGCU
Molecule: messenger RNA, 2250 nt
Organism: Marchantia polymorpha subsp. ruderalis
Lineage: Eukaryota; Viridiplantae; Streptophyta; Marchantiopsida; Marchantiales; Marchantiaceae
Source: the annotation of a GenBank genome assembly